AUGGAUCAUAAAAAAAUAAUAUUUAAAAAAAAAGGAAAAGAAAAUUUGAAUAAGAAAACAUUUGAUGUGUCACCAAAUUAUGUAAAGUUAUUUGUAAUACCAGAUGAAUGUUUAAUAAAUUUAAUAGAUAAAUUUAUUAACAACUUAUUUAAUGAGGAGAAUUAUAUACAUACCACAAAAAAGAUGAAAACAAAUAAAAAAUGCAUAAUCACGAAUUUAUUAGAAGCACAAAAGAAAUUUUUUGAAUGUAAAAUGAUUGAAAAUCCACUAUUCCAUUAUAAUAUUAAUGAUGAUGAGUUAAAUAUUAUUUAUAAUAAAUGUAAUAGAAAUAAAAUUCAUUUUAAUUUAUUUUAUGAAGCAAGAAGAAUAUUAGAAAUUGUUAAAGUAAAUUAUAAAACAUAUGAUAAUUAUGAAAAUAUCAUAUUUAAUAAUAAAAAUAAAAAUAUACAUAAAAAUAAAACAUUUUUAACAAGAUAUCAAAUAAAAAAUUAUAUCAUGAAAUAUCUACAAAAUAGUGGAAUUAAACAUAACGUUCAAAUUGAAUUUAAAGAAAAUCUUAUAUCAGCUAUCCAAAUAUUCAAAAAAAAAAAUAAUUCAUAUUAUAUACAGUUACAAUAUCAUGAUAUGACAAGACAAAAAAUACGUGCUUUAUGUAAUCAUGAAAUAGGAACACACUUAUUAAGAAUGAUUAAUCAUCAUUAUAAUGAAUUACAAAAAUUUGGUAUCAAUAAUAUAUGUAAUAUAACCGAAGAAGGUUUAGCUGUUAUUAAUUCUAUGUAUUCAUUAAAAAAAAAAAAAAAUCAUUUAUAUCUUAUAUCUCCAGCAUUGAAAUAUUUAGCCGUAUGUUUAGGAAAUUUCUAUAGCUUUUCAAAAUUAUACAGGUUUUUAAACACCUUUGUAAUAGAUAAAAAUAAAUGUUUUAAGAUAUGUGCAAGAGUUAAAAGAGGAUUAACAGAUACAUCUUUACCAGGAAGUGUAUAUCAUGAUCAAUUAUAUUUUAUAGGUUCAUAUAGUAUAUUAAAAUGGUUUAAAAAUAUUGAUUUUCCUUUAUUAUAUUCAGGAAAUAUAGGUUUAUCUUAUUUAAAUACUAUAUCCAAAUAUGUUAAUACAAAAAAUAAUUUAUUACCAUAUUUUCUCGCUAAUCAAAAAAAAGUGAAUGCUUAUAUGAAAUUCUUACAGAACGUUUCUUAUAUUAAUGGAAUAACACCAGAAAAAUGUGCAUUCAUACAAAAUGGGAAUAUACCGAAAAAUAUAAAAAAUAUAAAAAUAAAUAAAAAUAUAAAUAUAAAUAAAAAUAUAAAUAAAAAUAUAAAUAUAAAUAUAAAUAAGGCUGUAUAA
This is a messenger RNA of Plasmodium falciparum 3D7, 1338 nucleotides long. RefSeq lists its product as uncharacterized. Lineage: Eukaryota; Apicomplexa; Aconoidasida; Haemosporida; Plasmodiidae. The coding region runs from base 1 to 1338 and encodes 445 amino acids. The transcript has a single exon. The record is from RefSeq and is a predicted model, not a curated record.